UUGCAGCACAAUGCAACAAGAGAGAAUUCCUGUGCCGAAAUCGAUCCGACCUCAAGUGAAAUAGUUGUGAAUGAGGCGAACUUUGUAAAGAAAUGCAUCGGGACAGAAAGCUCUCAGGAUGGCCUCUGGGGGAAACUUGUGUGUACCAACUUCAAGGUUUCCUUCAUUCCCCAUAAUUCCUUGCCACUAAAGAGAUUCCAGUGCACCCACCGUCUCCUGGGCGAGCAUGAUGUCUCACUGGCUUGUGUGGAGCAGGUAGUAACAGUGAAUGAUGUAAAGGGGAAGCAGAAGAUUUUAGGAUCCAAUCAGAAGCUGAAAUUUAACCCUACAGAGCUUAUCCUUUACUGCAAAGACUUCCGCAUCAUCCGAUUCCGCUUUGAUGAAGCUGGACCCGAGAGUGCUAAAAAGGUUUGUCUGGCCAUCGCUCAUUACUCCCACCCUGCUGACCCUCAGCUACUCUUUGGCUUUGAAUACGUCGGAAAGCGAUACCAUGGAUCAACGGAUGAGACAGUGAAUGGUGUUGACCCUGGUGGGGGUUUGCAGACCCCCCUGUUCGACUGCUCCUCAGACUGGGACAGAGAAAUUAAGCGUACCGGUGCCUCUGAAUGGAGGGUGUGUACCAUAAAUCAAGGCUAUUUCAUCUCACCCAGUCUCCCAGAGUUCUUUGUGGUUCCGGUAUCUCUAGCAGAUCAGGAUCUGAAGCAAUACGCCUGCUGCUUUUACUCCCAGCGCAUCCCGUUAUGGUGUUGGAAUCACUCCAGUGGAAGCGCUCUGGUCCGUAUGUCUAACAUCAGUGACCCACUGCAGCAAAGGAAGGUGGAGCAGCGGAUUUCCAGUGCCAUCAUUAAGAGUCACCCCCUGCGCAGUGAUGUCUUCAAGUCGGAUUUGGACAAAAACCUCCCAAACAUCCAGGAUAUUCAGACUGCUCUUCUGAAACUGAGGCAGAUCUGUGUUAUAGAGCCCUUUGACGAGUCUGAAGAGAAGUGGCUGUCAUCUUUAGAUAGCUCAAGAUGGAUGGAGUAUGUCAGGACAUUUUUGAAGCAUGCAACAGACGUAGUCUAUAUGCUGGAAAGCAGACAUGUGUCUGUCAUACUCCUAGAGAAGGAGGACCGGGACCUGAGUUGUGUGAUAUCUUGUCUGGUGCAGCUGAUGUGUGAUCCUCACUGCAGGAGUCUGCAUGGCUUCCAGGGUCUGAUUCAGAAGGAGUGGGUGAUGGCUGGGCAUCGGUUCCUGGACCGCUGCAACCAUCUGAAGAAGAAUGACAAAGAGGAGUCUCCUGUGUUCCUGCUGUUCCUGGACUGUGUGUGGCAGCUGUGGAAUCAGUACCCAGCAGCAUUCGAGUUCACUGAGGUGUACCUCACAGUGCUGGGGGACAGUAUGUGGGUCCCUGUCUUCAGCACGUUCCUCUUCAACUGCCCCCGGCAAAGAGCAGAGCACAGCAGGGAUUUUGCGAGCAGUAAGAGUAUUCACCUGGGCCAGGACCAGGCUCUGCGCUUUCCAUCAGUGUGGGACUGGUCCCAACAAUUUAGUCUUAAAGACCAGACUCUUUUUAACAAUCCCCUGUACGUGGGCAAGAUCGCCACCUGUGUGCAAAACGGCACAGUGAAGACAUUCACACACAGGCGCAGCAAGAAAAACUACAGUUCCACAGUGCGGGGUCUACCCUCUGCUAUGCGGAAUGGAUCGCUUGGACCGAACGACACCCUGACACGCCGGAACUCCCUCAUGCUGCGUCUCCGGUCUGAUUUGUCUCAGGUGCGAGAGCAGCAGGAAACCCCAUCGGAGCGCUUCAUUCGGGACUGGUUCUCUCGUCCUGUUGACCUGCAGGGCCUGUUGCUGCCCCAGCUCCUCCCAUCUCACCUCUCUGUCUGGAAGCUCUACUUCCUCCGCUGGGUUCCCGAGGCACAGAUCCCACAAGGCGGACCCAUCACCGCCUUCCACAAGCUCUCAUUGCUCACAGAUGAGAUUGAAAUGCUCCAGAGCCAGUUGAGGCAGUACAAUGGAGCAGGCUGUACUCCCAACAACCCACACACAGAGCACAGCAAAAUGUAUUUUAAGGUGACUUCGACUCCUCACCAGUCCCUUGCUCCUCCAGAGUACCUCAGCUCCUCGUUCCCCUUUUCUCCUAUGGGUAACCUGUGCCGACCCGGCAUCCUGGGGACUCCUCUUAGCAAGUUCCUCAAUGGAGCCAAGAUAUGGCUCUCUACGGAGACACUGGCUAAUGAGACGAUUUGAAGGCACACUGCUGGGAUAGGACUGUGAGGUCAGGCAGACAUGAAGAUCUAAGGCUUGAAGAUCUUCUCACUUGUAUUUAACUCUCAUUUUGAAUGUGCUGGCUUGUGGUACCGACAGUCACCUGUCUGUUGAGAGUUGUCAGUCGGUGUGGGUUUUUUUUGCACAUGAUUUAAUAUAAAGCUCCAAUCGCACAUUUUUCUGACUUAGGAUUGUUUGGAUGUGUUCUACACUGCCGGUAUGGACUUUUCUUCUUGUGUUGAACUUAAAAUACUUUGUGUGGAGCUUGUGGCAUUAAUUGGGAAGGACGUGGAACUUGUAACACUUUAUAUUAAAGUUCAAUUUGUUAACAUUACUUAAUGCGCAUUAGGUAUCGUGAACUAACAAUACAUUUUUUAUAGUACAUAUCAAAGGUUUAUAUGAAUACAUACUACCAUUCAAACGUUUGGGCUUGCGUUU
Molecule: messenger RNA, 2691 nt
Organism: Pimephales promelas (fathead minnow)
Lineage: Eukaryota; Metazoa; Chordata; Actinopteri; Cypriniformes; Leuciscidae
Source: RefSeq, a predicted model, not a curated record